This is a messenger RNA of Oncorhynchus gorbuscha (pink salmon), 1780 nucleotides long. It is a transcript of the gene med6, whose product is annotated as mediator complex subunit 6. Gene Ontology annotation, molecular function: transcription coactivator activity. The coding region runs from base 112 to 867 and encodes 251 amino acids. The record is from RefSeq and is a predicted model, not a curated record. Gene Ontology annotation, biological process: regulation of transcription by RNA polymerase II. Gene Ontology annotation, cellular component: core mediator complex; mediator complex. The transcript is spliced from 8 exons. NCBI's taxonomy places the organism in Eukaryota, Metazoa, Chordata, Actinopteri, Salmoniformes, Salmonidae.
AUUAGACCUGACCUGGCGUCACACUGCUGAUUACGUCAUCCACCAGCGAGGCCGAUUACGUCAUCCACCAGCGACAGACGCUUUCUGUGCGACAUUUGUUUACAGCACACGAUGGCGUCGGUGGAUUUGAGAGACAACAACCUCCUGGGGAUAUCGUGGGUUGAUAGUGGCUGGGUGCCCAUCCUCAACCCUGGCAACGUACUGGACUAUUUCUCCGAGAGGAGUAAUCCGUUCUACGACCGCACCUGUAACAACGAGGUGGUGAAGAUGCAGCGGCUCACUCUGGAACAUCUCAAUCAGAUGGUUGGAGUGGAGUACAUUCUCCUUCAUGCCCAGGAGCCCAUCCUCUACAUCAUCAGGAAACAGCAGAGACAGUCUCCUACUCAAGUCAUCCCUUUGUCUGACUACUACAUUAUAGCUGGGGUGGUGUAUCAGGCUCCUGAUCUGGGAACAGUUAUUGGAUCCAGAGUGCUGUCUGCUGUCCACGGUGUCCAGUCUGCCUUCGAUGAGGCCAUGUCGUACUGUCGCUAUCACCCAUCUAAAGGAUACUGGUGGCACUUCAAAGACCAGGAGGAGAGAGAUGCUAAAGCCAAGCCGAAGUCGAAGAAGAAAGAGGAACCCAGUUCCCUGUUCCAGAGGCAACGUGUUGACACACUUCUACUCGAUUUGAGGUCCAAGUUUCCUCCGAUGUUUUAUCAGCCUAAGCCUGGUGAGAAGCCCAUCCCAGUGGAGGUGAAGAAGGAGACUGAACCCCCUGUAGAGCUGGUGAAACAGGAAGAGAGAGAGAGAGAGCCAGCCACCAAGACCUCCGCUCCAGCUCCCCCCAGCAGCAAACCACCUCCAGAGAAACGGGCCAGGCUACAGUGAUGGCCACUCCUGUAUAUAUUUCUGAUUAUGUCCAUCCUUCAAUGAAAAUAACAAGGAAAAAAACAAACUCCCAUUGCUCUUGCCAGUAUCACCUUUUGUUAAUUCUAGCUUAUAUGUGAGCCUCUUGGCCUUCGUCAUGAUGUCCAUUCUCACAUUGGCAAGGCACACUGAAAGGACAUAUGGGACAGGUACAACCCUACCUGACUGAACAAGGCUAAGGAAGUGGUUUGUGUCUGAUGGAAGGUGUGUGGAAAUGGACCGACAUCCCAGUUUCCAGACCUAACAGACCAUAACAACCCAUCAUCCUGUUUCUGAAGGGCUUGGAAUGGCAUUAGGCAAAUGAAUAGUCACAAAUGGCAUCCUAUUCCCUACAUAGUGCACUACUUGUGACCAGGGCCCUAAUAGGCCCUAGUCAAAAGUAGUGCACUAUAUAGGGAAUAGGGUGCCAUUUGGGAUGCUGGCAUGAGCAGACGAUAUGAGUUGUCUGUCCCAGUACCAGACCUCGUGGGACAUUCCAUCCAUGUUCUAGAACUGUCUAGUUACUGGCAACAUGUACAUCUUACUAUCGCUCCAAGACUUCUCUCUGUGAUGACGCUAGAGGUGAGAGGUUAAGGACCCGAGUGGAUUUGCAGUUUUUUUUUUUGGGGUAACAUGGAAACUGAGAUCACCGGUAAAUCUCUAUGCACUGUUGACAUCAGCAGUAUCUUACUCAGUCGUGACUGUGGGGAGACUUGUUUUUUUGGGGGCGUUAUCUCUGAAACAUAAAUACACAUCCACACAAUUAUUUUUUUCAUGUAAUUGUUUUUUUCCACGUCAAGUGAUCCUGAAUCCAUUGUCUGUUUUCAUUGGGAAAAAAAACAUGUUUCAUGCUUUUCUGAAUAUAAUCAUUUUCAUAAAUUCUGCAGUGACUUGA